AUGCAGAUCUUCGUGAAGACCGUCACCGGGGAGACUCUCACGCUCGAGGUCGAGAGCAGCGACACGAUUGACAGCGUAAAGGCCCAGAUCCAGCACAAGCAAGGAGUCAUCGGCACCUCCGACGGCCAUGACGACGACCGGCAUCAUCAGCUGCCAUCUCUCGUCUUCGCCGGGAAGCAGCUAGACGAGGAGGGCGGACGAACGCUGGCCGACUACGGUAUUGGCAAGGAGUCGACGCUGCAGCUCACGCUCGGCCUCCGCGGCGGCUACCCCUACAACGGCCGCGGCUACUACCCCUGGUUCGAGGAGCGCAGCCUCCAGGCGCUUGCGCUCAGCUACAACUUGAAGAAGAUGAUCUGCCGCAAGUGCUAUGCUCGCCUUCCUCCGAGGUCCACCAACUGCCGCAAGAAGAAGUGCGGCCGCAGCAACGACCUGAGGCCGAAGAAAACGUAUCGAUGCUGGUGACAAAACAACUUCACCAGGUCAGGGGUGUCGACAUGCAAACUACCACGAAGCCACCAGCUAUAACGCAGAUUCCUUUUUCUUUUCCCGAAUAAGCUUGAUGUGUAGA
Molecule: messenger RNA, 571 nt
Organism: Lolium rigidum
Lineage: Eukaryota; Viridiplantae; Streptophyta; Magnoliopsida; Poales; Poaceae
Product: ubiquitin-60S ribosomal protein L40-like
Exons: 3
Coding region: 1-465 (154 amino acids)
Biological process (GO): protein ubiquitination; modification-dependent protein catabolic process; translation
Cellular component (GO): cytoplasm; ribosome; nucleus
Molecular function (GO): ubiquitin protein ligase binding; protein tag activity; structural constituent of ribosome
Source: RefSeq, a predicted model, not a curated record